Messenger RNA from Cercospora beticola, 1725 nucleotides. RefSeq names its product bleomycin hydrolase (gene LAP3). Gene Ontology annotation, biological process: proteolysis; L-homocysteine catabolic process; response to toxic substance. Gene Ontology annotation, molecular function: cysteine-type aminopeptidase activity. Gene Ontology annotation, cellular component: cytoplasm. The record is from RefSeq and is a predicted model, not a curated record. NCBI's taxonomy places the organism in Eukaryota, Fungi, Ascomycota, Dothideomycetes, Mycosphaerellales, Mycosphaerellaceae.
CUUACUCCUACGUAUCUAGCACCCAGUAUUCAACCCAGUAUUCAUCAUCUUAUCUGAGAUAUCUUGUCCCUCACAAUCAUCAUGGGCAGCGCAGAAUCCAUCCCCGUCGUGCCUCAAGCCCGCACUGCACCUCAUCGUGAGCGACGCGUCCCACGCGAAGCUCUCAUAGAGAGCUUUGACGAGAAGUUCGAUGCUCUGAAGAUCGAUCACGCCCACAGCAGCUCCGUAGAAAGAAUCAUCUUCCCCUCUCAUGGCAACUCGGAACAUGUAGACGCAGCUGCGACCCGCGACUAUGUCCUCAAAGUGCUCAAAGAUCCCAAGAACAGACUCGGACUUUCGGCUCUAUCGGCGAAUAACCCAGCAUCGAUCUUGGAGAAGCCCUCGACUUUGAUCAGGGAUACACAGUAUUUCAAUGUUAAAAUCCCGCAUGAGGGCUCGCCGGUGACGAAUCAACGGAGUAGUGGACGAUGCUGGAUCUUUGCUGCCACGAAUGUUUUCCGAGUUGCGAUUCAGCAAAAAUACAAUAUUAAGAGCUUUGAGCUGUCGCAGGCAUAUCUCUUCUUCCAUGAUAAAGUGGAGAAGGCGAAUUACUUCUUGGAGUCGAUCUUGGACACAGUUGAUGAGGAUGUCGACAGUCGGCUCAUUGGUGCUUUGAAUGCGAGUCCUGUAGGCGAUGGUGGACAAUGGGAUAUGAUCGUCAAUCUGGUCAGCAAGUACGGCAUCGUGCCUCAGACUCUUUACCCGGAUUCUUGGAAUGCCCAGAACAGUUCCAUCAUGGACCGAACGUUGACCACAAAGCUGCGAGAAGAUGGUCUGCGCCUGCGCGCGUUGAAGGCUCGUUCGGCGUCUUCAGCUAAAAUUGCAGAAGCCAAAGAGAAGAUGAUGCAGGACGUUGUUCGCAUCCUCACCCUUUGCCUUGGACCUCCUCCUGCGACGGAUGAGAGGUUUACCUGGGAAUUUUACGAUGCCAACAACAAUUUCAAAACAGUAACUCUGACGCCCCAGGAGUUCGCUGAUACCACUCAUGUCAAGAGAUUUAUCUCUCUGGUCAACGAUCCACGAAACGAAUACAACCGUCUUCUCACAGUCGAUCAUUUGGGCAACGUUUGGGAUGGAAGACCCAUCACAUACGUCAACGUCGACAUCAAUACCCUCAAGAAGGCCUGCGUGGCUAUGUUGAAGAAAGGCUUGCCCAUCUUCUUCGGCUCUGACGUGGGCAAGCAAUCUGAUUCUCGCGCAGGUAUCAUGGAUACUGAUCUGGUCGACUACGAACUCGGCUUCAAUGUCAAACUUGGUCUGUCCAAGGCCGAGCGACUACUCACUGGCGAGAGCGCCAUGACACACGCCAUGGUGCUUACUGCUGUACAUCUAGACGAGAACAACGAACCUGUCCGCUGGCGAGUGGAGAACAGCUGGUCGGAGACUGCUGGUACGGAUGGAUAUUUUGUCAUGUCGGACAAGUGGCUCGAUGAAUUUGUGUAUCAGGCUGUUGUCGACCCUAGUGUGUUGGACAAGAGUGUUAGGGACGUUCUGAAGCAGGAGCCAAAAGUACUUCCACUUUGGGACCCGAUGGGGGCUUUGGCAUAGAAGUGGCAAGCCAGCAGGCGUGCAAGACUUGUGGCAUUUGUUCUUCGCGGCUCGCGUCUUCAUCGUGCAAUACCACCUGGCCGGUCUUACCAUAUAGAUAUGAUAAAUGAAUGCAACGACGAUAUUUUUCGAUGGACG